Choloepus didactylus (southern two-toed sloth) is the source of this 4343-nucleotide messenger RNA. It is a transcript of the gene NOD1, whose product is annotated as nucleotide binding oligomerization domain containing 1. Lineage: Eukaryota; Metazoa; Chordata; Mammalia; Pilosa; Megalonychidae. The coding region runs from base 456 to 3308 and encodes 950 amino acids. The transcript is spliced from 12 exons. Gene Ontology annotation, molecular function: protein binding. Gene Ontology annotation, biological process: regulation of apoptotic process. The record is from RefSeq and is a predicted model, not a curated record.
GCCCUUUAGGGCCGCCGGAGGCAACUGUCUGCGCGCUCGCCGCGUCCCCGAGAUUCCCCCACCCGGCCGGGACAGCGGGACCCGGUCUCAUCCUCGCAACCGCCUCGGCCUCUCACCGCAGCUCGCCGAGGCUCGGGGGCGCGGCCCGAGAGGCGCGGCCGCGGCUGCCAUCGGGACCAGUUCCCGUUCCGGGCCGGCCAGGCACCCGCUCAGGCCCUGCCCCUCGCGCAGCUGCGGGCGCGGCGUGCUCCCCGGCCACGGCGUUCCCGGGCCACGAAGCGCUCCUCGUCAGGUGCGCUUCCCGGCGCUGUCCCUUCCAGCUGCUGGUGUCCUGGAACCUGGUGGCCAAGGGCUGUGCUGAGGGGCAGGGGCCCUGGAUCCUCGUUGCCCUCUGCUAGGAAGACAGAUGCCACCAAAGAUGAACUUGGGAAGAGUAGCUGCUCGCUGCUUUAACCAUGGAAAAGCAGGCCCACAGUGAGAUGGAAAUAAUCCCAUCUGAGUCGCACAUUAAAUUGUUGAGAAUCAACCGGGAGCUUCUGGUCACUCACAUCCGCAACACGCAGUGUCUGGUGGACAAUUUGCUGAAGAAUGACUACUUCUCGGCCGAGGACGCGGAGAUCGUGUGUGCCUGCCCCACCCGGCCGGACAAGGUCCGUAAAAUUCUGGACCUGGUCCAGAGCAAGGGUGAGGAGGUGUCCGAGUUCUUCCUCUUCGUGCUCCAGCAACUUGCAGAUGCUUAUGUGGACCUGAGGCCUUGGCUGCUGGAAAUCGGCUUCUCCCCUUCCCAGCUCAUUCAGAGCAGAGCUGUGGUCAACACUGACCCAGUGAGCAGGUACACCCAGAAGCUGCGACAUCAACUGGGCCAAGACUCCAAGUUCAUCUUGUGCUACUCGCAGAAGGAGGAGCAGCUGCUGGAGGAGACGUACACAGACACUGUCAUGGAGCUGGUUGGCUUUGCCAACGAGAGCCUGGGCAGCUUGGACAGCCUGGCCUCCCUCCUGGACCAUACCACAGGCAUCCUCAACGAGCAGGGUGAGACCAUUUUCAUCUUCGGUGAUGCCGGGGUGGGCAAGUCAAUGCUGCUGCAGCGGCUGCAGAGCCUCUGGACCAUGGGGCAGCUGGACGUGGGGAUCAAAUUCUUCUUCCACUUCCGCUGCCGCAUGUUCAGCUGCUUCAAGGAGAGCGACUCGCUGUGUCUGCACGACCUGCUCUUCAAGCACUACUGCUACCCGGAGCAGGAACCUGAGGAGGUGUUUGCCUUCCUGCUGCGCUUUCCCCACACGGCCCUCUUCACCUUCGAUGGCCUGGAUGAGCUCCACUCGGACUUCGACUUGAGCAGUGUGCCUGACAGCUGCUCCCCCUUGGAACCGGCGCACCCCCUCGUCCUCCUGGCCAGUUUGCUCAGUGGCAAGCUGCUCAAGGGGGCGAGCAAGCUGCUCACUGCCCGCACGGGCAUCGAGAUCCCACGCCAGCUCCUUCGGAAGAAGGUGCUGCUCCGCGGCUUCUCCCCCAGCCACCUGCGGGCCUACACCAGGAGGAUGUUCCCCGACCGGGCAGUUCAGGACCGCCUGCUGGACCAGCUGGAUGCCAACCCCAACCUCUGCAGCCUGUGCACUGUGCCCCUCUUUUGCUGGAUCAUUUUCCGGUGCUUCCAGCACUUCCACACUGCCUUUGACAGUGCUCCUGAGCUGCCUGACUGCACGAUAACACUGACCGACAUCUUCCUGCUGGUCACUGAGGUCCACUUGAACAGGAUGCAGCCCACGAGCCUGGUGCAGCGCAACACUCGGAGCCAGACGGAGACCUUCUGCUCCGGCCGGGGCACCUUGCACUCGCUGGGGCAGGUGGCCCACUGGGGCAUGGAGAAGAGCCUGUUUGUCUUCAGCCAAGAGGAAGUGCAGGCCUCCAAGAUGCAGGAGGGAGACCUGCAGCUGGGUUUCCUGCGGACCGUGCAAGAGUUGGACCCUGGCGGGGAUCAGCAGUCCUAUGAGUUUUUCCACAUCACCCUCCAGGCCUUCUUCACUGCCUUAUUCCUUGUGGUGGACGACAAGGUGGGCAUGCCAGAGCUGCUCAGGUUCUUCCAGGAGUGGGUGCCUCCUGGGGAGGCCUCACUGGCGUCCUGCUAUCCUUCUUUACCUUUCCGGUGCCUGGGGGGCAGCAGCCUGGUGGGGGAAGACCCCUUCAAGAACAAGGAUCACUUCCACUUUACCAACCUUUUCCUGUGUGGGCUGCUGUCCAAAGCCAAACAGAAACUCCUGCAGCACCUGGUGCCCGCGGCGGCCCUGAAGAGAAAGCGCAAGGCCCUGUGGGCGCACCUGUUUGCCAGUCUGCGGUCCCACCUGAAGAACCUGCCCCGGCUUCGGUCUGGGAGCUUCAACCAGGUGCAGGCCAUGCCCACCUUCAUCUGGAUGCUGCGCUGCAUCUACGAGACGCAGAGCGAGAAGGUGGGGCAGCUGGCAGCCAAGGGCAUCUGCGCCAACUACCUCAAGCUGACCUUCUGCAACGCCUGCUCGGCCGACUGCAGUGCUCUCUCCUUCGUCCUGCACCACUUCCGCAAGCGGCUCGCCCUCGACCUGGACAACAACAAUCUCAAUGACUAUGGUGUGCGGGAGCUGCAGCCCUGCUUCCGGCGCCUCACUGUCCUCAGACUUAGUGUAAACCAGAUCACUGACAGUGGGGUAAAGGUGCUAUGUGAAGAGCUGACCAAAUACAAAAUUCUGACAUAUUUAGGCUUAUACAACAACCAGAUCACUGAUGUUGGAGCUCGGUAUGUCGCCAAAAUCCUGGAUGAAUGCAAAGGCCUCCAGUACCUUAAACUGGGAAAAAACCAAAUAACGAGUGAAGGAGGGAAGUGUGUUGCCUUGGCUGUGAAGAACAGCAAAUCAAUCUUUGAAAUUGGGAUGUGGGGCAAUAAAAUUGGUGAUGAAGGAGCAAAGGCUUUCGCAGAGGCUCUGAGGAACCACCCCAGCUUGACUAAUCUGAGUCUUGCAUUCAAUGGCAUCUCCACAGAAGGAGGAAAGAGCCUCGCAGAAGCCCUGCAGUGGAACACAUCCCUGAGAAUAUUCUGGCUGACCCAAAAUGAACUCAACGAUGAAGUGGCAGAGAGCUUGGCAGAAAUGUUGAAAGUCAACCAGACAUUGAAGCAUUUAUGGCUUAUCCAGAACCAGAUCACAACCAAGGGAAUUGCCCAGCUGGCAGAUGCAUUACAGAGGAACACUGGCAUAAUGGAGAUUUGCCUAAAUGGAAACUUGAUAAAGCCAGAGGAGGCCAAAGUCUUUGAAGAUGAGAAGCGGAUCAUCUGUUUUUGAGAGGAUUUUUUUCCAUACAUGGGUCUUUGUCCUGAGAGUCUCCUCCGCAGCAAGCAGAACCCAUUCUGUGCAGUCGGAAGGGUCCACUGCCUUGAUGCAAAUCGAUGUCCUUGUGCAGAUGCUUUUAUUGACGGACUUGCUAAAUAGCUGUUACAAUUUUACAGAAAAUACAGGAAAUGAGUGUGCCUUGACCUGUUUUAGUUACUGUAAACAUACUAUGUAGAGCCUUUAAUGUAUGACCAUCAUUAUUUUUAUCUGAAACUAAAGGAAAAAGAAUUUGAGAACAGAGGGGGACCAGCCUCACCUUAUCCAAAUAGUUGUCCUAAGGGCCAAUGAGAGUAAAUUGGUCAUUGCUGUCUUCAUUGAAGAGUUGAGGACUUUGCACAAAGUUGGUGCCAAGUUUCUUGAGAAAAAGGUGGUCAAUGACUAAGAAGUGUUUUACCUGAAAUAUUCCCUUCCUCCUCAGUACUCCAUCAUGGAAUAUUAUUAUUCCUACUUCACUGCUGUAGAUACUGAGGUAUGUAUGGUGUGGGAAUGUGACUCAUUCAAGGUCUUGUGGGGACCUGGUGCCAAAAGGAUUUAUCACAGACUUUUGUUUAAGUCCUAGAGUCUCAGUAUCUGCUGACAAAGGUCACAGAAUGCCCUCUUAGCCUUUGUAACGCUGAGCUUCUACUCAGCGCCUUCACGUGGCCGAGGUGCCCUGCCUUAGGAAGGAGUAGGAAUCAAUUCCUAUUCUUCAAAAGGAACAAGGCAUAGCUGAGCUGUCCUUUGUGGCCCUGGCAGCCAAAUGGAAGCUUCUCUGUCUCUUAUCCUCUUGAGUAAGGGAACUCUCUUCCUGUCCCCUGAGUAGCUGGGAGGGUGAAUGAGUUGGAUCUGUGCCUCAGGGAGCUGCCUGAGAACCCGGCUAGCAGAACAUGCUAGUCAGACACCUACCACCAUGGCAGGCACGUGCUGGAUGCUCAAUUGACAUGGAAGGGUGAUAGUACAAGAUAUAUUUGGCCAAUUCAUGUGUUAAUAAAAUACAAAAACACUAUU